This is a messenger RNA of Lactuca saligna, 381 nucleotides long. The record is from the annotation of a GenBank genome assembly. NCBI's taxonomy places the organism in Eukaryota, Viridiplantae, Streptophyta, Magnoliopsida, Asterales, Asteraceae.
AUGCCUCACUCAGACGGUGGUUCGUCUUCAUCUCCCUUUCUCCUUGCUCUUUACCUAUCUGGUAUGGCUCUAGGUACCACAUUGUCGAGCAGGAUUUGUGGGGGUCACUGGGUGGAGCCAGAGGUCGUGCCUGACCUUUCCUUUAUGAGGCGUCAGAGACCUAGGUAUGCAGAGCCUGAUUUUUCAGAUCCUACUCUUGAUGACGCGAUGCGGGGUCUUUCCGAUGCAUGGGAGGAGUGUCAUCGAAUUAUGGCUUCACUUGUCGCGGUGAUGCGUCAUUUGGGGAUGGACCAUUCGCCCUUUCCUAGUGCGAACUCGUUGUACCACCUCCUUCUCAGCCACACAACAUUGGUUAUGAUGGUUCCCGUCCUUCAGGCAUGA